Messenger RNA from Epithele typhae, 1647 nucleotides. RefSeq names its product cytochrome P450. NCBI's taxonomy places the organism in Eukaryota, Fungi, Basidiomycota, Agaricomycetes, Polyporales, Epitheliaceae. The record is from RefSeq and is a predicted model, not a curated record. The coding region runs from base 1 to 1647 and encodes 548 amino acids. Gene Ontology annotation, molecular function: monooxygenase activity; oxidoreductase activity, acting on paired donors, with incorporation or reduction of molecular oxygen; iron ion binding. The transcript has 9 exons.
AUGUCUCUCGGGAUUCUCGCCGCUCUAUGUGCUGUCAUUUUGUACACUCUCGGGAGGCUUUGUCGGGAGGCCUUUACCCAUUAUCCGCACGAUGCUCUCCGUGGCCCCCAACCACAGUCAUUUCUACGAGGCAACCAAAAGGACUUCUUCCACCCCCAGGCCUGGAAGCGCUGGGCAGAAUGGGCCGCGACAUACGGUUCCGCCUUUAUCAUUCGAAAUAUCCUUGGGGCCCGUAUCGUCGUCCUCUACGACCCCAAGGCUAUCCACGCCGUCAUGGUCAAGGACCAGAACAUCUGGACGAAAGGCUCCGGACGGUCGUCUACUGUCUUCUCCGUUCUUCUAGGGCCAGGGUUGCUCUCUUUGCGAGGUGGAGAGCAACACAGGCGCCAGCGCAAGAUGCUUAACCCCGUUUUCUCCGUCGCCCAUCUGCGCAACAUGACCCACAUCUUCUACCACGUCGCGCAUAGGGUUGAUAAAGCGAUCAAAGCGCGUCUCCCAACCACCGCCCCUGCUCAAGAAGUCGACAUCAAUGACUGGAUGAGUCGCGCCACUCUCGAGAUGCUCGGGCAAGCUGGACUGGGCUACUCCUUCGACGAUUUCGCCGGCGAUUCUGCAGACGAGUACGGGGAGUCCAUAAAGCUCUUUUUCCCGCACCUCGCACGCACGCGCGUGCCCGCCAUCACCGUUCGUCAGCUCUCCUGGCUUUUGUCCGACUCUGCGAUCCGCACAUACUUCCGCACAUUCCCCUCGGCGACCGUGCGCGAGGUGCAGCGCACCUCGGACACCAUGGCCACGCGAUCCGCGGCGAUCGUCCAGCAGAAGAAGGCUGCGCUCGAGAAGGGCGACGCCGCGCUCAAGCACGAGGUCGGCGAGGGCAAGGACAUCAUGAGCAUCUGCUUGCGCGCGAACAUGGCCACGACCCCGAGCGAGCGGCUGUCCGACGAGGAGCUCGUCGCGCAGAUGUCGACGUUCAUCCUCGCGGGCAUGGACACGACCGCGAACGCGCUCUCCCGCAUCCUCUGGCUCCUCGCGGCGCACCCCGACGUCCAGACGCGCCUGCGCGCGGAGCUCGUCGAGGCGCAGGGCGGCGCCCGCGCCCGCGCGGACGUGCCGUACGACGACCUCGUGAAGCUCCCCUACCUCGACGCGGUCUGCCGCGAGACCCUGCGCGUCUACGCGCCCGUCCUGUUUGUGUCGCGCGCCGCGGCGGAGGACACGGUGAUCCCGCUGUCGGCGCCGGCGCCGACGCGCGACGGCGGCGCGAUGUCCGAGAUCCCCGUCGCGCGCGGCACGACCGUCCUCCUCUUGCUCCAGGCGUCGAACGUGAACCCGGCGCUGUGGGGCGCGGACGCGGCGGAGUGGAGGCCGGAGCGGUGGCUCGCGCCGCUGCCCGCCGCGGUCGAGGACGCGCGGGUCCCGGGCGUGUACGCGCACCUGAUGACGUUCGCCGCGGGCGCGCGGGCGUGCAUCGGCUUCAAGUUCUCGCAGCUCGAGAUGAAGGUCGUGCUGGCGGUGCUCUUGACCUCCUUUUCGUUCGAGCUUACGGACAAGGAGGUGCGCUGGAACAUGUCGGCCGUCAUGUACCCCUCUAUGGAGGACAGCUGCAAGCCCGGUCUUUUGCUCAGGGUUAAACCGCUCAAGGAGUAG